AUGGCGUUUGUGCCCACCCCUAGUCCGACUGUGGUGGAUCAGACCACCCUGAUGAAGAAGUACCUGCAGUUUGUAGCAGCACUUACAGAUAGCAACACACCGGACGAGACCAAACUAAAAAUGAUGCAGGAGGUCAGCGAGAAUUUUGAGAAUGUGACCUCUUCACCCCAGUACUCCACUUUCCUCGAGCACAUCAUCCCUCGCUUCCUCACUUUUCUCCAGGAUGGGGAAGUGCAGUUCCUUCAGGAAAAGCCAACCCAGCAACUGAGGAAACUGGUCCUCGAAAUUAUCCACCGCAUUCCGACGAACGAGCAUCUUCGGCCUCACACAAAGAACAUCUUGUCUGUGAUGUUCCGCUUCCUUGAGAUUGAGAGUGAGGAGAACGUGCUCAUCUGCCUGCGCAUUAUCAUUGAACUCCACAAGCAGUUCCGCCCGCCGAUCUCGCAGGAGAUCCAUCACUUCCUUGAUUUUGUGAAGCAGAUCUACAAAGAGUUACCUAAAGUAGUGGCGAGGUACUUUGAGAACCCCCAGGUAAUAGCUGAGAACACGGUGCCAUCUCCUGAGAUGGUGGGAAUGAUCACUUCAGUCUUGGUGAAAACUGCUCCAGAGCGGGAGGACAGCGAGACCCGCACGCAUACCAUCAUUCCCCGGGGCUCCUUGUCACUCAAAGUGUUGGCAGAGCUGCCCAUAAUUGUGGUCCUCAUGUACCAGCUUUACAAACUCAACAUUCACAACGUGGUGUCGGAGUUUGUCCCUCUAAUCAUGAAUACCAUAAUGCUGCAGGUGUCUCCUCAGGCCAGGCAGCACAAGCUGUAUAAUAAGGAGCUCUAUGCAGACUUCAUCGCAGCUCAGAUCAAAACUCUAUCCUUCCUGGCUUACAUCAUUCGCAUCUACCAGGACCUGGUUGGGAAAUAUUCUCAGCAGAUGGUAAAGGGAAUGCUGCAGCUGCUGUCUAACUGCCCUCCUGAGACGGCUCAUCUGCGGAAAGAGCUCCUCAUCGCUGCCAAACACAUUCUCACCACAGACCUGCGCAGCCAAUUCAUUCCAGUCAUGGACAAACUUUUUGAUGAGUCGAUACUCAUUGGAUCAGGAUACACUGCAAGAGAAACCCUGAGGCCUCUGGCGUACAGUACUCUGGCUGACCUGGUGCACCAUGUGAGACAGAACCUGCCCCUCACGGACCUGUCGCUGGCCGUGCAGCUGUUUGCCAAGAACAUAGACGACGAAUCACUCCCCAGCAGCAUCCAGACCAUGUCCUGCAAACUGCUGCUCAAUUUAGUGGACUGCAUUCGCUCUAAGAGCGAGCAGGAGAACGGAAACGGGAGGGAUAUUCUCAUGAGGAUGCUGGAGGUGUUUGUGUUGAAGUUCCACACCAUCGCGCGCUAUCAGCUGGUGGCAAUCUUUAAAAAGUGUAAGCCGCAGUCUGAGAUGGGUGUUGUAGACUCCGGGGCGUUACCAGGGGUUCCGGCCACGCCCACUACCGCCACACCUGCCCUCCCUCCCCCUGCUCCACCCACACCUGUCACUCCGGCCCCACCCCCAGCCACACCUUUCGACAGGGGCGGGGACAAGGAGGACAAACAGACCUUCCAGGUGUCAGACUGCCGCAGCCUGGUAAAGACUCUUGUCUGUGGGGUAAAGACCAUCACCUGGGGCAUCACUUCCUGCAAAGCGCCUGGAGAACCACAGUUCAUUCCGAACAAACAGCUCCAGCCCAAAGAGACACAAAUUUACAUCAAGCUGGUCAAAUACGCCAUGCAGGCAUUGGACAUCUACCAGGUACAGAUUGCCGGCAACGGUCAGACGUACAUUCGUGUGGCCAACUGUCAGACGGUGCGUAUGAAGGAAGAGAAGGAGGUCCUGGAGCACUUUGCUGGGGUCUUUACGAUGAUGAAUCCUCUCACCUUCAAAGAGAUAUUCCAGACCACUGUACCCUACAUGGUGGAAAGGAUUUCCAAAAAUUAUGCUUUGCAGAUUGUGGCAAAUUCCUUCCUUGCCAACUUGUCCACCUCUGCCAUGUUUGCCACCAUCCUGGUGGAGUACCUGUUGGAGCGGCUGCCGGAGAUGGGAUCCAAUGUGGAGCUGUCCAACCUCUACCUUAAGCUCUUCAAACUUGUCUUUGGCUCUGUGUCUCUCUUUGCCGCGGAGAAUGAGCAGAUGCUCAAGCCUCACUUGCAUAAAAUAGUGAACAGCUCAAUGGAACUGGCCCAGUCAGCCAAAGAGCCCUAUAAUUACUUCCUGCUGCUGAGGGCCCUGUUUCGUUCCAUCGGAGGAGGAAGCCAUGACCUUCUCUAUCAGGAGUUCCUGCCCUUACUGCCUAACCUGCUGCAGGGUUUGAACAUGCUGCAAAGUGGCCUUCAUAAGCAGCACAUGAAAGAUCUGUUUGUGGAGUUGUGUCUUACUGUCCCAGUGAGAUUAAGCUCUCUGCUGCCCUACCUGCCCAUGCUGAUGGACCCGCUGGUGUCAGCCCUCAACGGCUCACAGACUUUGGUCAGCCAGGGUCUACGCACCCUGGAGCUCUGUGUGGACAACCUACAGCCCGACUUCCUCUAUGACCACAUCCAGCCUGUCCGUGCCGAGCUCAUGCAGGCCCUGUGGAGGACCCUCCGGAACCCGGCCGAGACCAUCUCUCACGUGGCGUACCGGGUCCUGGGGAAGUUCGGCGGAAGCAACCGCAAGAUGCUGAAGGAGUCCCAGAGGCUGCAGUACGUCGUGACUGAAGUACAGGGCCCCAGCAUCAAGGCAGAGUUUACCGACUGCAAAGCCUCCAUUCAGCUGCCAAUGGAAAAGGCCAUUGAGACUGCCCUGGACUGUCUGAAGAGUGCCAACACUGAACCGUACUACAGACGGCAAGCCUGGGAGGUCAUCAAGUGCUUCCUGGUGGCCAUGACAAGCCUGGAGGACAACAAACACGCCCUCUACCAGCUCCUCUCUCACCCCAACUUCACGGAGAAAUGGAUCCCCAACGUCAUCAUCUCGCACCGCUACAAGGCGCAGGACACGCCGGCGCGCCGGACUUUUGAGCAGGCGCUGACGGGGGCAUUCAUGUCCGCCGUCAUUAAGGACCUGCGGCCCAGCGCCUUGCCCUUCGUGGCCAGCCUGAUUCGCCAUUACACCAUGGUCGCUGUGGCACAACAGUGUGGUCCUUUCCUGCUGCCUUGCUACCAGUCAGGUAGUCAGCCCAGCACUGCCAUGUUCCACAGUGAAGAGAAUGGCUCCAAGGGCAUGGAUCCCUUAGUGCUUAUAGAUGCCAUCGCCAUCUGCAUGGCCUACGAGGAGAAAGAGCUGUGUAAGAUCGGGGAGGUGGCGCUGGCUGUCAUCUUCGAUGUAGCUAGCAUCAUCUUGGGUUCUAAGGAGAGGGCGUGCCAGCUACCCCUCUUCUCUUACAUUGUCGAGCGCCUCUGCGCCUGCUGUUACGAGCAAGCCUGGUACGCUAAGCUGGGCGGAGUCGUCUCCAUCAAGUUCCUCAUGGAGAGGCUGCCUCUCAUCUGGGUUCUGCAGAACCAGCUGACCUUCCUCAAGGCCCUGCUCUUUGUCAUGAUGGACCUCACAGGAGAGGUGUCUAACGGCGCUGUUGCCAUGGCAAAGACCACACUGGAGCAGCUCCUCGUUCGCUGUGCCACUCCGCUGAAAGAUGACGAGAAGACCGAGGAGCUCCUUAACGCUCAGGAGAAAUCCUUCCACAUGGUGACCCACGACCUGGUGCGGGAGGUCACCUCCCCGAACUCCACCGUCCGUAAGCAGGCCAUGCAUUCCCUGCAGGUGCUGGCCCAGGUCACCGGCAAGAGUGUCACCAUCAUCAUGGAGCCUCACAAAGAGGUGCUUCAAGAUAUGGUUCCCCCGAAGAAGCAUCUUCUCCGUCACCAGCCCGCCAACGCUCAGAUCGGCCUGAUGGAGGGGAAUACCUUCUGCACCACCUUACAGCCUCGCCUCUUCACCAUGGACCUCAACGUUGUGGAGCACAAAGUCUUCUACACAGAGUUGCUGAAUCUGUGUGAAGCUGAAGACGCCGCUCUGAUGAAGCUGCCCUGUUAUAAGAGUUUGCCCUCUCUGGUGCCAUUACGCAUCGCAGCUCUCAACGCCCUGGCAGCCUGCAACUACCUGCCUCAGUCCAGAGAGAAGAUCAUCGCCGCUCUGUUCAAGGCCCUGAACUCCACCAACUCUGAACUCCAGGAGGCUGGAGAGGCAUGCAUGAGAAAGUUCUUAGAGGGGGCCACCAUCGAGGUGGAUCAGAUCCACACCCACAUGCGCCCGCUGCUGAUGAUGCUGGGAGACUAUCGCAGUCUGACCCUUAACGUGGUCAACAGGUUGACCUCGGUCACACGACUCUUCCCCAACUCCUUCAACGAUAAGUUCUGUGACCAGAUGAUGCAACACCUGAGGAAAUGGAUGGAGGUGGUGGUGAUCACACAUAAAGGAGGACAGCGCAGUGAUGGCAGUGAGAUGAAGAUCUGUUCUGCCAUCAUCAACCUCUUCCACUUGAUCCCGGCCGCUCCCCAGACGCUGGUCAAGCCCCUCCUGGAGGUGGUGAUGAAGACAGAGCGAGCCAUGCUCAUAGAGGCGGGCAGUCCCUUCAGGGAGCCUCUGAUUAAGUUCCUGACCCGUCACCCUUCUCAGACGGUGGAGCUCUUUAUGAUGGAGGCCACGCUCAACGACCCUCAGUGGAGCCGCAUGUUCAUGAGUUUCUUGAAGCACAAAGACGCAAAGCCUCUUCGGGACGUGCUGGCGUCAAACCCAAACCGUUUUGUACCCCUCCUGGUCCCACCUGGCACCGCUGCGACAGUCCGCCCCGGCUCCCCGUCGACCAGCACGGCUCGUCUAGACCUGCAGUACCAGGCGAUUAAGAUCAUUAGUAUCAUAGUGAAGAACGAUGAGGGCUGGUUGGCAGGGCAGCAUUCCCUGGUCAGCCAGCUGAGACGUGUGUGGGUCAGCGAGGCAUUCCAGGAACGCCACCGCAAAGACAACAUGGCAGCCACACACUGGAAGGAGCCCAAACUCUUAGCCUACUGUUUACUCAGCUACUGCAAGCGUAAUUACUCAGAGAUCGAGCUGCUCUUCCAGCUGUUGCGAGCAUUCACCGGCCGAUUCCUUUGCAACAUGACCUUCCUGAAGGAGUACAUGGAGGAGGAGAUCCCUAAGAACUACAGCAUCGCCCAAAAACGGGCGCUCUUCUUCCGCUUCGUGGAGUUCAACGACCCCCACUUCAACGACGAGCUGAAAGCCAAGGUUUUGCAGCACAUCCUGAACCCGGCCUUCUUACACAGCUUUGAGAAAGGGGAGGGGGAGCAGUUACUGGGACCACCCAAUCCAGAGGGAGACAACCCCGAGAGCAUCACUAGUGUCUUCAUCACCAAGGUUCUGGAUCCGGAGAAGCAGGCCGACCUGUUGGACUCUUUGCGGAUCUACUUGCUGCAGUUCUCCACCCUGCUGGUGGAGCACGCGCCCCACCACAUCCACGACAACAACAAGAGUCGCAACAGUAAGCUGCGUCGCCUCAUGACCUUUGCGUGGCCCUGCCUGCUCCCCAAAGCCUGCGUGGACCCGGCCUGCAAGUACAGCGGCCACCUGCUUCUCGCCCAUAUCAUCGCCAAGUUUGCCAUUCACAAAAAGAUCGUUCUGCAGGUCUUCCACAGCCUGCUGAAGGCACACACCAUGGAGGCACGGGCCAUCGUCCGACAGGCCAUGGCCAUCCUAACCCCGGCCGUCCCCGCCCGUAUGGAGGACGGCCACCAGAUGUUGACCCACUGGACCCGCAAGAUCAUCGUGGAAGAAGGACACACUGUACCACAGCUGGUGCACAUCCUGCACCUCAUUGUCCAGCACUUCAGAGUGUACUAUCCUGUGAGACAUCACCUGGUGCAACACAUGAUCAGUGCCAUGCAGCGACUGGGUUUCACGCCCAGCGUGACCAUAGAGCAGAGGAAACUGGCCGUGGACCUGGCAGAGGUGGUCAUCAAAUGGGAGCUUCAGAGAAUAAAAGACCAGCAGCCUGAGUCGGAGGCUGAUCCGGCAGGCGGAGGAGAAGGCACCAGCGCGGCGUCCGGCGCCGUGAAACGGGGCAUGUCCGUGGACUCGGGUCAGGAUGUGAAGAGGUUCCGCACGGCCGCGGGAGCCGUGGGCACGGUUUUUGGACGCAGUCAGUCACUCCCGGGCACGGAGUCUCUCCUCACCAAGCCUGUGGAGAAGCAGCACACAGACACGGUGGUCAACUUCCUCAUUCGCAUCGCCUGCCAGGUCAACGACAGCGCCAAUGUCGCAGGCUCUCCCGGUGAGCUGCUGUCUCGUCGCUGUGUGACUCUGAUGAAGACUGCCCUCAGGCCUGACAUGUGGCCCCGUGCAGAGCUUAAACUGCAGUGGUUUGACAAACUGCUCAUGACCGUGGAGCAGCCAGCCCAGGCCAAUUUCUCCAAUAUCUGCACUGGACUGGAGAUCCUGAGCUUCCUGCUGACGGUGCUGCAGUCCCAGGCCAUCCUGGCCCACUUCAAGCCCCUCCAACGGGGCAUCGCCGCCUGCAUGACCUGUGGAAACACCAAAGUGCUGCGUGCGGUCCACUCGCUGCUCUCUCGUCUCAUGAGCAUCUUCCCCACGGAGCCCAGCACCUCCUCUGUGGCCUCUAAAUAUGAGGAGUUGGAGUGUUUGUAUGCCGCUGUGGGGAAGGUCAUUUACGAGGGUCUCACCAAUUACGAGAAAGCCACUAGCGCUAACCCAACUCAACUCUUUGGAACGCUGAUGAUCCUGAAGUCGGCUUGCAGCUACAACUCCAGCUAUAUCGACCGGCUCAUCUCGGUGUUCAUGCGCUCCCUGCAGAAGAUGGUUCGGGAGCACCUCAGUCCGCAGGCUAACCCGGGCGCCACGGAAACCAGCACAGUGACCAGUGAGCUGGUGAUGCUGAGCCUGGAUCUUGUGAAGACUCGUCUCUCGGUGAUGAGUAUAGAGAUGAGGAAGAACUUCAUCCAGGUCAUCCUCACCUCUCUAAUCGAGAAAUCUCCUGACGCAAAGAUUCUACGAGCCGUCGUGAAGAUCGUUGAGGAGUGGGUCAAGAACAAUUCCCCCAUGGCAGCCAAUCAGAUGCCUAACCUUAGGGAGAAGUCCAUUCUGCUGGUGAAAAUGAUGACCUACAUUGAGAAGCGCUUUCCCGACGACCUUGAAUUGAAUGCCCAGUUUCUGGACCUCGUUAAUUACGUCUACAGAGAUGAGAGUCUCUCAGGAAGUGACAUCACAUCGAAACUGGAGCCUGCCUUCCUGUCUGGGCUCCGCUGCGCCCAGCCGCACAUCAGGGCCAAGUUCUUCGAGGUCUUCGACGCCUCCAUGAAGCGACGCGUGUACGAGAGGCUCCUCUACAUCUGCUGCUCCCAGAACUGGGAGGCCAUGGGCAGCCACUUCUGGAUCAAACAGUGCAUCGAGCUGUUACUGGCAGUGUGCGAACGAGGCACCGUCAUAAGCACCAGUUGUCAGGGCUCCAUGCUGCCCUCCAUCACCAAUGUCAUCAACCUCGCCGACAGCCACGACCGCGCCGCCUUCGCCAUGGCAACGCACGUCAAACAGGAGCCGCGAGAAAGGGAGAACAGCGAGACUAAGGAGGAGGAUGUGGAGAUAGACAUUGAGCUGGCCCCGGGGGACCAGACCAGUCUCCCAAAGACGAAGGAGCAGGCGGAGAGAGAUGCAGGCAACCAGCUCCACAUGCUCACCAACCGCCACGACAAGUUCCUGGACUCCCUCCGUGAGGUCAAGACUGGAACUCUACUGAAUGCCCUGGUCCAGCUCUGCCACAUUUCCACUCCUCUCGCCGAGAAGACCUGGAUCCAGCUCUUCCCACGGCUGUGGAAGAUCCUUUCCGACCGUCAGCAGCAUGCAUUGUCAGGGGAGAUGGGUCCGUUCCUGUGUAGCGGCAGUCACCAGGCACAGAGAGACUGCCAGCCCAGCGCCCUGAACUGCUUUGUGGAGGCUAUGUCUCAGUGUGUCCCCCCCAUCCCCAUCCGACCAUGCGUGCUCAAGUACCUGGGCAAGACACACAACCUGUGGCUACGCUCCACGCUCAUGUUAGAGCAGCAGGCUUUUGAGAAGGGUCUAAGCCUUCACAUCAAACCCAAACAAAGCACCGAAUUCUACGAGCAGGAGAGCAUCACGCCUCCUCAGCAGGAGAUCCUGGACUCCUUGGCCGAGUUGUACUCUCUGCUUCAGGAGGAGGACAUGUGGGCAGGUCUGUGGCAGAAGCGCUGUAAGUUCCCAGAGACCAGCACGGCCAUAGCUUACGAACAGCACGGCUUCUUCGAGCAGGCCCAGGAGACGUACGAGAAGGCCAUGGAGAAGGCACGCAAAGAGCACGAGAGAAGCAACGCUUCGCCCGCCAUCUUCCCCGAGUACCAGCUAUGGGAGGAUCACUGGAUUCGCUGCUCGAAAGAGCUUAACCAGUGGGAGGCUCUAACUGAAUAUGGCCAGUCCAAAGGUCACACCAACCCGUACCUGGUUCUGGAAUGCGCCUGGAGAGUGUCUAACUGGGCCGCCAUGAAGGAGGCCCUGGUCCAGGUGGAGCUGAGCUGUCCUAAAGAGAUGGCCUGGAAGGUGAAUAUGCAUCGCGGUUACCUGGCCAUCUGCCAUCCAGAGGAGCAACAACUCAACUUCAUCGAGCGGCUAGUGGAGAUGGCCAGCAGUCUGGCCAUCAGGGAGUGGAGGAGACUACCCCAUAUUGUCUCCCACGUACACACACCUCUGCUCCAGGCAGCACAGCAAAUCAUUGAGCUGCAGGAAGCUGCCCAGAUUAACGCUGGCCUGCAGCCAGCCAACCUGGGCCGCAACACGAGCCUGCACGACAUGAAAACCGUGGUGAAGACCUGGAGGAACCGCCUGCCCAUUGUGUCUGACGACCUGUCCCACUGGAGUAGCAUCUUUAUGUGGCGACAGCACCACUACCAAGCCAUCGUUACCGCGUACGAAACGAACACUCAGCACGAUCCCAACACCAAUAACGCCAUGCUCGGCGUUCACGCCUCGGCCUCGGCCAUCAUUCAGUACGGGAAGAUCGCCCGGAAACAGGGCCUCGUCAACGUGGCCCUGGACAUCCUGAGCCGCAUCCACACCAUCCCCACCGUGCCCAUCGUAGACUGCUUCCAGAAGAUUCGCCAGCAGGUUAAAUGUUACCUGCAGCUGGCCGGAGUCAUGGGCAAGAACGAGUGCAUGCAGGGUUUGGAGGUGAUCGAGUCCACAAACCUCAAGUAUUUCACAAAGGAGAUGACCGCCGAGUUCUACGCUCUCAAGGGCAUGUUUUUAGCCCAGAUCAAUAAGUCAGAGGAGGCGAAUAAGGCUUUCUCUGCUGCAGUACAGAUGCAUGAUGUGCUUGUGAAGGCCUGGGCCAUGUGGGGGGAUUACCUAGAGAACAUCUUCGUCAAAGAUCGCCAGCUUCAUCUGGGCGUGUCUGCCAUCACCUGCUACCUACACGCCUGCCGCCACCAGAACGAGAGCAAGUCCCGCAAGUACCUCGCCAAGGUACUGUGGCUGCUCAGUUUUGACGACAAAAACACCCUGGCCGACGCGGUGGAUAAGUACUGCAUUGGGGUACCGCCCAUCCAGUGGCUGGCCUGGAUUCCUCAGCUUCUCACCUGCUUGGUGGGUUCUGAGGGCAAGCCCCUGCUGAAUCUCAUAAGCCAGGUGGGACGUGUCUACCCUCAAGCGGUGUACUUCCCCAUUCGAACUCUGUACCUGACACUAAAAAUCGAGCAGAGGGAGCGCUACAAAUCGGACCCUGGGCCGAUCCGCGCCACCGCGCCCAUGUGGCGCUGCAGCCGAAUCAUGCACAUGCAGCGGGAGCUCCACCCAACGUUGCUUUCCUCUCUGGAGGGCAUCGUCGACCAGAUGGUGUGGUUCAGAGAGAACUGGCACGAAGAGGUGCUACGUCAGCUCCAGCAGGGGUUGGCCAAGUGCUACUCCGUGGCGUUUGAGAAGAGCGGAGCCGUUUCGGACGCCAAGAUCACCCCGCACACGCUGAACUUUGUGAAGAAGCUGGUGAGCACGUUCGGCGUCGGCCUGGAGAAUGUCUCAAACGUGUCCACCAUGUUCUCCAGCGCCGCCUCGGAGUCGCUGGCCCGACGAGCCCAGGCCACGGCCCAGGACCCCGUCUUCCAGAAGAUGAAGGGCCAGUUCACCACAGACUUUGACUUCAGUGUUCCUGGGUCUAUGAAGUUGCACAACCUGAUCUCGAAGCUGAAGAAAUGGAUUAAGAUCCUGGAGGCCAAGACAAAACAGCUCCCCAAGUUCUUCCUGAUCGAAGAGAAAUGUCGUUUCCUCAGCAACUUUUCCGCCCAGACGGCUGAGGUGGAGAUCCCAGGAGAGUUCCUCAUGCCCAAACCCACACAUUACUACAUCAAAAUUGCCAGGUUCAUGCCCAGGGUGGAGAUUGUUCAGAAGCACAACACGGCAGCGCGCCGCCUGUACAUCCGCGGGCACAACGGGAAGAUUUACCCAUACCUGGUGAUGAAUGACGCCUGUCUGACAGAGUCGCGCAGGGAGGAGCGUGUGCUACAGCUGUUACGCCUUCUCAACCCCUGUCUGGAGAAAAGAAAGGAGACAACCAAGAGGCAUCUCUUCUUCACAGUCCCCAGAGUCGUGGCCGUGUCUCCUCAGAUGCGACUGGUGGAGGACAACCCCUCGUCCUUGUCUCUGGUGGAGAUCUACAAACAGCGCUGCGCUAAGAAGGGCAUUGAACACGACAACCCCAUCUCCCGCUAUUACGACCGACUAGCUACAGUGCAAGCCAGAGGAACGCAGGCCAGCCAUCAGGUACUACGAGACAUUCUUAAGGAAGUUCAGGGGAACAUGGUUCCUCGUAGCAUGUUGAAGGAAUGGGCGCUCCACACCUUCCCUAACGCCACAGACUACUGGACCUUCCGUAAAAUGUUCACCAUUCAACUGGCUCUCAUCGGCCUGGCCGAGUUCAUGCUUCACCUCAACCGCCUCAACCCAGAGAUGCUCCAGAUCGCCCAGGACACGGGGAAGCUCAACGUCUCCUACUUUCGAUUCGACAUCAACGACGCCACCGGGGAUCUGGAUGCAAACCGGCCCGUUCCCUUCCGACUGACACCCAACAUCUCUGAGUUUCUGACCACCAUCGGCGUGUCUGGACCUCUCACGGCCUCCAUGAUUGCGGUGGCUCGCUGUUUCGCCCAGCCGAACUUCAAGGUGGAUGGCAUUCUGAAAGCUGUUCUCAGGGACGAGAUCAUCGCUUGGCAUAAAAAGACUCAGGAGGACACGUCCAUGCCUCUGUCCCCGGCAGGCCAGCCCGAGAACAUGGACAGCCAGCAGCUGGUGUCGCUGGUCCAGAAGGCCGUGACCGCCAUCAUGACCCGCCUGCAUAAUCUGGCCCAGUUUGAAGGAGGAGAGAGCAAAGUCAACACUUUAGUGGCUGCCGCAAACAGCCUCGACAACCUCUGUCGCAUGGAUCCAGCUUGGCACCCCUGGUUAUAGAGAUGGACGGGAAAGCCCAUUAAAACCCCUUAUAGGUCUCUGAGAUAUCUCUGAGAGAGAGAG
Messenger RNA from Chanos chanos (milkfish), 11520 nucleotides. It is a transcript of the gene trrap, whose product is annotated as transformation/transcription domain-associated protein. Gene Ontology annotation, molecular function: protein binding. NCBI's taxonomy places the organism in Eukaryota, Metazoa, Chordata, Actinopteri, Gonorynchiformes, Chanidae. The transcript is spliced from 70 exons. The coding region runs from base 1 to 11457 and encodes 3818 amino acids. Gene Ontology annotation, cellular component: nucleus; SAGA complex; NuA4 histone acetyltransferase complex. Gene Ontology annotation, biological process: regulation of DNA-templated transcription; DNA repair. The record is from RefSeq and is a predicted model, not a curated record.